CGUAGUAGUAUGCCUAAAUAUGUAGUGAAAGAUAUGAAGCCGAGGACAAGCUGUUUUUGUCUUUUGUGGGAUACGAACGUUGACUACCACGCCCGAUUUGAGGUGCUGGAGAAGAAGGGAUAAAGUGUAUGGUAUGGGGGCGUGGUGACCGAGGGCACGAAAGGAGGAAACUAUUGGCUACAGAAAGUCGUUUCUUUAGCCGGGUUUCUUUCAAAAAAUGGUGCAGAGUCUCUGUUUGAUGGCUUCUCAUGGUUACCCUCCUGGCCUUGUCUUGCACCCACAAGUACUGGGCUUGCCCUGCGCUACCAUGAAGGGCUACCAAACAUUCUUUCCUUCUCCAGUAGCAAAAGCAGACCUGAUCAGAUAUCAGUCUCGUUGUCUUGAGCCAAGUCCAUGUGAGGAGUCAAUGAAAUCUCAAAAUGAAUGGUUUGAUUAUAACAAGUUUGUCAAUGUCGACUUCUCAGUUGAAAGGCCCAUGCUUAUUGAUGACCAAGCAAACUGCUCAAAUGCAGUUCUUCUUGGCUUUGGCAUUGUUGACCAAUGCACUAAGCGUGAUGAAAUUAUAAAUUUACUAAUGUCUGAGACUGCCGAAGCAGGGAUAGAUGGAGCAAAUUUAUCUUUGUUAUCAGACUUGAUGAAAUUGCAGUUGUCAGGCAUUGAUGAAACUCAGCAACCAUUGUCAUCUCUUAUCUACCCAACUAGCAAAUUCAACAUCCUGAAGCCUUUGCUGUAUUUUGUUCAAGGUUCAGCCCUUUCAUCAAAGAUCACGGUUCAUCCAGAUGGUCAAAUGACAUUUAUGGGUACUGCAAUUGAGUUGAAAGAUCUUCUCUCUGUAGUUGCCGAGUCAUACUUAUCAAAAUGCUCACGAAAGGGUGAAAAGCAAUCUAUGCUUGUUCCACACUUCAGUUGGGUGAAUAUCAAUGAAUUAGAGAGAAAUCAUUCCUCCACAUUGAAGAAUCAAUCCACCUUAACUGCUCCUUUAAAGAGUCCUGAGAAAGUCAAACUCAAGCCAUCACCAAGAAAGAACAAGAAAGUAGGCAGGGAAAGGGAUCUCUACAAGAACUCUUCACAUGCUUGUGAGACCCUUCUGUCCCUGAUGGUUGACAAGAAGCAACGUCGUAAAACAGCAAUUCUCUCACUGAAGAAAUCCGGGCCUGAGCUUCCGGAGCUCCUGACACAAUUUUCUGCUGGCAUUGCCGGUACCGGCCUUGCAGUCCUGCUAUCUGUGAUGUGUAACCUAGCUUGUGGAAGGGCUACCUUUUGUGCUUAUAGCUUGUUCAACACAGGGUUUGGAUUUGGGUUGGUUUGGCUUUCUGGGGCUGUAAAUAAGCUAAGGGCCACGAUUGUCAACAUCAGCAAGAAUGCCGGAAAGUUGGGUUUGAAAGAAGAGGAAAUGUUGCAGAAGCUGGAUAGGAGCAUAAGAGAUAUUUACUAUACUGCUGCAGCCUUGCUAGCAGUGGUAGUGCUAAGGCUUGCUUGAGUAACAUCUCCAAUGAUGUAGUUAUUUCUGGCUGGUUGGAUGUUACAGUGAUGGCUUUUGGAGAAGCAGAUAGUUAGAACCAAGGUUAGGCACCAAGUUGAUAAGCAAUUGGCUGUUGUAGUUAAUUUGCUACUUUCAGUUAACCCAGGAAGCAUUGUUUGGUGUUAUAGUUAGCUUGUACUAUAGAAUUUUGCAAUGGAAUCAAUAAACUGACUUUCUUUAUUACUUCA
Messenger RNA from Glycine soja, 1710 nucleotides. RefSeq lists its product as uncharacterized. The coding region runs from base 218 to 1480 and encodes 420 amino acids. The record is from RefSeq and is a predicted model, not a curated record. NCBI's taxonomy places the organism in Eukaryota, Viridiplantae, Streptophyta, Magnoliopsida, Fabales, Fabaceae. The transcript is spliced from 6 exons.